Molecule: messenger RNA, 1080 nt
Organism: Fusarium redolens
Lineage: Eukaryota; Fungi; Ascomycota; Sordariomycetes; Hypocreales; Nectriaceae
Exons: 3
Coding region: 1-1080 (359 amino acids)
Source: RefSeq, a predicted model, not a curated record
AUGGCUGCUCUAGCUAGGCGUCAUCGGAGUCAAGAGACUUUAGGUAUGGCAUUCAAAGAGUUCUCAACGGCGCUAGCACAAACCAAUGCUAGCCUUGCUGACCCCGGCACGGCAACACUCAACGCCACUCUGGGUGCAGUGCUUAACCUGGGUUUCUUCGAAUCAAUUGUCUCCACUGGCAAACACAACAUCAAUAACUGGAUAGCUCACACUCUUGGGACUAUCGCAUUGUUGCGUCUACGAGGACUUCAACAAUUCAGAGAUCUUUUCGGUCGACACAUGUGUAUCCAUGCUGCCUAUAACAUCCGCGUCAGUCGCAUUCACCGUGCUGUUGAGGUUCCCAAGGAUCUCAUUAAACUCGAGGAAGACUUUUAUAGGGCGUUCAAUUUCCCUAAGGUCGUUCGAGACCAUUACUCUAUCAUGAAUAGAACCUGCAAUAUUAAGGCUGACUUGAAAAACGGGCUGACUCCUGGACUCAUCUGCCGAGCUUUGGAAAGCGAGCAUGAGGCAGACCUGUUCAUCCAAGGGUUUAGCCCACCAAGAAGUCCAGUACAAGAGGGCUUACGCAGCACAUCUCCACUAGAAACUCGCCAACCUCCGGCCAACAGCGCUAUGAUUCACAACGCAACGGGUGCUCCACCUUUGGCAAUGAUGGCUCGGUGGUUGUUCGGAAUUGGUGCUUCAAUCUACACCGGCCAACCCGAGAUCCUGCAGAGGAUGUACCAGGUUAGUGGUAGACUCCACGGUGAUACCUCUGCUGAGGAUUAUCAGUCACGCCUGGCGGCAUAUGCUGCAGGGAAAAUUAGUCAAAUCUCCAGAAAAUUUCUCGCAUUUGCACCCAAGUUCCUAAAUGCAGAAGAUCUAGCCCCUGGCUUUCCAAAAAUGGCUCGUUGCAUGGUUUUACCUCUGGCAUUUAUUCAGAGUAGCCCUUGCUGUCCAACUGACAUUUAUCAAGAAGCCAAGAACCUACUUAUGAGACUCGAAAAUGACAUCGAAUUAUCUCGAGGCCAAUUUGCAGCAACUGCCCUUUAUACGUCAAGAUUGGCAGGAGAAUGGCUUCCUCUUCACCAUAUAAUCUAG